This is a messenger RNA of Myotis brandtii (Brandt's bat), 573 nucleotides long. Its product is annotated as NKG2-D type II integral membrane protein-like. Gene Ontology annotation, biological process: positive regulation of natural killer cell mediated cytotoxicity. The record is from RefSeq and is a predicted model, not a curated record. NCBI's taxonomy places the organism in Eukaryota, Metazoa, Chordata, Mammalia, Chiroptera, Vespertilionidae. Gene Ontology annotation, cellular component: external side of plasma membrane. The annotation marks the transcript as partial. The transcript is spliced from 7 exons. Gene Ontology annotation, molecular function: signaling receptor activity.
CUAAUAAUUAUGAUUAUUUUAACAGCAUUAUUCAACCAAGCAGUGCCAAUUUCCUUGAACGAAAGUUACUGUGGCCCAUGUCCUAAAAACUGGCUAUGUUACGGAAACAACUGCUACAAAUUUUUUAAUGAGAGCAAGAACUGGUUUCAGAGCCAAGCUUCCUGCGUGUCUCAAAAUUCUAGUCUCCUGAAGAUAUACAGCCAAGAGGACCAGGAUAUCUUUAAAUUGCUAAAGGCCUACCAUUGGAUGGGACUAAAAAAGAAUUCCACAAAUGAAACCUGGCAGUGGGAAGAUGGCUCCAUUCUCUCUCCUGAUCAGUUGACUCUAUUACAGAUGCAGGCAGGCGAGUGUGCACUUUACGGUUCAAGUUUUCAAGGUUACACAGAGAACUGUUUAACUCCAAACACAUACAUCUGCAUGCAGAGGAUUGUGUGAAGAGUUUAUUUAUAAAAUAUAAAGGAUUUCAAAAUAAAAACGCCAUUCUCUGACUUUCUUCAUGAAGAAAACUCCCAGAAGAAAAUGCCACCAAUAUUUAUUAUAUAUUUUUUCAUCUAACAUGCCACAAACCUUAUA